Messenger RNA from Impatiens glandulifera, 1014 nucleotides. RefSeq lists its product as uncharacterized. The record is from RefSeq and is a predicted model, not a curated record. The transcript has 6 exons. The coding region runs from base 1 to 1014 and encodes 337 amino acids. NCBI's taxonomy places the organism in Eukaryota, Viridiplantae, Streptophyta, Magnoliopsida, Ericales, Balsaminaceae.
AUGGACAUUAUGUACAAAAUUCUAUAUGACAACAUGUUUAACUACAUCAUGUCUUGUAACUCUGCCAAGGAGAUCUGGGAGAGGUUGACUCAACUCUGUGAGGGCAACGAACAGAUCAAAGAGAACAAGUUUAUGGUUGUUACACAGCAAUUUGAUAACAUCAAAAUGCGUCCUGAAGAGACGAUGACUGAAUUUGAUGGAAGGUUCAACAAGAUUAUCAUCACUCUCUCCACUUUGGGACACUUCAAGUCGGAGUGCAAGAAGCCAAAGCGAGAUAAGAAUAAGAAGGACAAGAAAGAGUCGAAGGCUCUAAUGAUGACUGAUAGCAAAACCAAAAGGGGCCAAAGCGAUUCAGAUGACUCAUCAUCCACUCAUAGUGAUGAUGAAGAGCCUGGAAAUGCAGUCAUACAGCAAAUAAGUGUGCUGAGGCCUUCCAGAUGUAAAUCCAGUUUAGGAUUUAACAAUGCCAGCCCAGACCAGUCGUCAAAGAAGUUAAACCCGGUGAAAGACAAGCUUAAGACAAUAAGCUUUGUUAGAGGUAGUUUAACUGAUAAUGGAACGAAUCCAAGCUGUAAGAACUUAACCUUAAAGGAUGAGAUUAUUUAUGUUCCGCCAACUAUAAGAUGCUUGGAGGAAUCAAUAUGGUAUCUGGAUAGUGAAUGUUCCAGACAUAUGUCUGGAGAUAGACGACUUCUGAUUGAAAUUAUGGAUUUCUCAGGGCCUAAGAUCACAUUUGGGGACAACAACAAUGGUAAGACCAUGGGUAAGGACAAGGUCUGCCCUGCUUGUCAGUUAGGCAAGCAGAGCAAAUUAUCAUUCAAGAGUAAAGGGAAAUCUCAAUCCAACCGAAUCACCACCAGCAAAUUCUCGAUUUUCACAGGAUCUGGUGCGUUUGAAAAGUUUUUGAACCGGUCAAAGCAUGUAGAGAAACAGUUGGUUCAUCCCCUACCCCAAGCAGCAAAGGUGGAUCAUCAAACACUAGUUCUUGAGUGGGUUCUUGGCCAUAUGGUGUGA